Messenger RNA from Henningerozyma blattae CBS 6284, 2991 nucleotides. RefSeq lists its product as uncharacterized. Gene Ontology annotation, biological process: protein phosphorylation. Bases 1 to 2991 code for a protein of 996 amino acids. Lineage: Eukaryota; Fungi; Ascomycota; Saccharomycetes; Saccharomycetales; Saccharomycetaceae. The transcript has a single exon. Gene Ontology annotation, molecular function: ATP binding; protein kinase activity. The record is from RefSeq and is a predicted model, not a curated record.
AUGGUUGAGAAGUUAUAUAAAAGAACAAAAGUAAUUGGUAAAGGGAAAUUUGGCACUGUAUAUAAAGGUCAUAGUAUUAAAUCCAAAAAAGUAUUUGCAAUUAAAGUUUUAAAUCUCGAUUGUGAUAUAAAUGAAAUUCAAGAUAUUCAAAAUGAAAUUAAAUUUUUAUCUUUAUUAAGAUACGCUCCAAAUAUUACAUAUUAUUAUCAUUCAUAUUUAAUUAACAGAAAAAUCUGGAUAAUUAUGGAAUAUUGUAACGGUGGUUCUGUGAGAAAUUUAAUUAAAAUUGGUAGAUUUAAUGAAAUCUAUAUUAGUGUUAUAUUAAGAGAAUUAUUAUAUGCAUUAGAAUAUAUUCAUCAUGAUAAUAUUAUUCAUAGAGAUAUAAAAGCUGCCAAUAUUUUGAUUAAUCAAAAUGGUGGUAUUAAACUUUGUGAUUUUGGUAUUGCUGCUAAAUUAGAGUUUUCUAAACCAAAGAGACAGACAAUGGCAGGUACACCAUAUUGGAUGGCACCUGAAGUUAUUAUUGAAAGCUCAUUAUAUGAUACAAAAGCUGAUAUUUGGUCAGUAGGUAUUACUGCAUAUGAGAUUACGACGGGGAAUCCACCCUAUUGUGAAUAUGAUGCAACAAAAGCCAUGCAGUUGAUUACAAAAUUGAAACCACCAAGAUUAGAAGGCAAAAUGUAUAGUAAGAGUUUAAAAGAAUUUAUUGCAUUAUGUCUAGAUGAAGAUCCUAGUGAAAGAUUAACAUCCACUAAAUUAUUAGAGACUGAAUUUAUAAAAGAAUAUCAAGAAACUCCUACUAAGAUAUUGAUUGAUCUAAUUUCUAAAUAUAAUGAAUUAAUUGGAAGGGAAAAGGAACUAAAUCCAUUGACUAAAAAACAAUCUAAUUCAAGUUCUAACUCUAAAGAAAAAUAUAUAGAAAAUAAAAUAUUAGAAAAUUCUAACUCAAAGUCCAAGAAAGAUGGAGAUAUAGUUAAAAUUGUUCAACAAGUCAUUGAAGAAGAAAACACAAGAUGGGAUUUUGACUCAAUAAAUUCCAAUGAAUUAUUAUUUAGAGAUAACAAGACACCCAUAUAUACCAAUAUUAACACCAAUCCUAAUACAGCUGCCAACACACCCACAAGUAAUAAUAUUUUUGAUGAAGUAGCAGUGAAAGAACAUAUUGAAUAUCCUGAAGAUGAACCUUUAUAUUAUAACAAUAUGUUAGAUAUUGGUAAGAAAAAUAAUUUAAUUAAUUACAAUAAUAUGAAUAAAAAAUUUCAAAAUUAUAGAAAGACAAUUAAUGAAAAUCUAACAAUUAAUUUGAAUACAAAUACUAAUAAUAUUUACAUGUCUAACAAUAUUAAGCAAUCUAUUAAUAUGAACCCUCUAUCACAGCCUAAAUUCGAUAAUGAAUUUAUAAAAUGCACAGAUAUAAAACCGAAUUGUAAUUCAUAUGCCACUAAAAUGUUACUUGAAUUAUUUGAUGAUGAUAUUAAUAAUGGCAGUGGUGGUAACAGUAAUACCAAUAAUAAUAAUUAUAGUAGUGGCCAAAAUAACAACAACAAUAAUAAUAUUAACAGUAUUAAUCCUGAUGGUAAUGAGUAUAAUGAUUUAAUGAAUCCUAUUGAAAUUAAUGGUUUUAAUAAUUCUAUUAUUGGUAUGAAUUUUUUCGAUAUGGAAAUUGAUAAUAAGAAAGAAUAUCAAGAAUUUCCCUUGAAUUUUAAUAGCACUGAUAGCAUUCCUGAUUGUAGAAGUCGUCAAGAUUCUGUACAAUUGAAUCUUUCCUCUAUUGAGAUUGAGAUUCCUGAUGAAUUACCAGUAAGCUUGGGGACUGAUAUGACACCUACGAAUCGAACCACUUUCAACCCAAGAGUGUCAAGGAGAGGUACUAUUGUUGAUGUUACUACGGCUACUGCAACUACUUCUAAUAAUAAUAAUAGUAGUAGUAAAUUGACUAGUCCUACAAGCAAUAAUUUUGAAACUCGAAAAUCUUUGCCUAGUAUUCCUCCAUUACCAACCUCGAGACGAAGAUAUUCUACGCCAUCCAAAAAUUUAUUUUUAAUCAAUACUAAUCUAAGUAAUACUGCUUCGCCAAUCAAAACAAAUUCAAUUAGUAGUCUUAACAGUUCAAGCAUUAGUAGUAGUAAUACUCCUUAUAUUUUCAAUCCUAAUUCUAAAUGUAAUUCACCGAUAAUCUUUACUGGCAAAUCGUCAUAUUCUAAUUCACCAUUAGAGAUAGAAAGUACUACUAAUAAUAUUAAUGCAAAUAAUAAUAACAAUAGACACGGUAAUUGCAUUAGUGAGAUUUAUGAGAAGAAAAUUCGUAAUGUGACGCGAUUAAAUAAAUUGAAUAAUGGUAAUUACAAGAUUAAAAGAUCAUCAUCUAUUACUAAUGAUUAUAUGAGUUGUAAUAAACUUCAAAUGCCUGUCCCCUUAACCAUGAAACACAUGGAUAGUACUAAUACUAGUACUACCACCACUACAAAAGAAAACAUGAAGUUACAUAUCAAUACAUCUACAAGCACGAUCAAUCAAUUUGGUGUUAAUACAAACAUAAGCCAUAAUAUAUCAAUGACACCAAUCAAUCAAAAACCCAGGAAUCCUACAGAGCCUACAAAAUCUUCUAGUAAUAUUUCUAUGGCUACUACAAUCAAUACUACAACCAAUGUAUAUGAUUCAUAUAAUUGUAAGAUGGAACCUCCCAUGGAGAAUUUGAAUAUGAGUUUUUUACAUGAUUUCCAAUUAAUUCAUGAUUUGAAUGAUCAAGGAAUGAGAAACCAAUGGGUUGAUCAAAAGACACAAUUAUUGAAUGGUUUAAAUGGAUUACUUCAACAAUUUGAUAAAAGUCUUCAUGCUAUGGAAAACACGUUAAUCAAUCAAUUAAGUGACUCUCCAAGUACAAAUUCAUCCAUAUCAUCACUUACUCCAGAUAUCACAAAAUGCAAUACCCGUAAUUCCACAGAUAUAGAGUUUGAUACCGACACAGAAGUGUAUUUGACACCUAUGUGA